Messenger RNA from Stylophora pistillata, 1167 nucleotides. RefSeq names its product G-protein-signaling modulator 1-like. Lineage: Eukaryota; Metazoa; Cnidaria; Anthozoa; Scleractinia; Pocilloporidae. The record is from RefSeq and is a predicted model, not a curated record.
AUGGCUCUUGCAGACAUAAUUGAGAGUCAAAUCAGGCUUACAGAAGCUACGCAACUUUAUGAAAAAACAGUAAAUAUAAAGAGACAAACUGGUGAAAAAGUUCGAGAAGGAAACGCCUGUGCUAGACUCGGAAUUAUCUUCCAUAAACUUGGCGAAAACCUAAUAGCGAAAGAGUAUCUUGAGAAAGCCCUUGCCAUAACAACGGAAAUCGGCGACAAAUGUGGAGGGGCAUACUGUUACGGAAACCUAGGAGCGUUCCCUCAGUCUAUGUUGCUCGGGAAAUACCACAGAGCUAAAGAGUAUCUCGAAAAAGCGCUCGUCAUCAGAACGAAAAUUGGCGACAGAAAAGGAGAGGCAGCUGACUACGGAAACCUAAGAACUGUGUAUCAGUCGCUCGGGCAAUACGAUAAGGCUAAAGAGGAUUUCGACAAGGCUCUUGUCAUUGGAACUGAAAUUGGCAACAGAGGACUAGAAGCAGCCGUGUUCGGAAACCUAGGUACUGUGUUUCAGUCCCGCGGCGACAGAAAAGGAGAAGUAGCUGGCUAUGGAAACCUGGGAAAUGUGUUUCAGUCGCUCGGGCAAUACAACAAGGCUAAAGAGUAUCACGAAAAGUCGCUUGACAUCAAUCCUGAAAUUGGCGACAGAAGAGGAGAGGUAGCCGAUCGUGGAAGCUUAGGUAUUGUGUUUCAGUCGCUUGGGCAAUACGACAAGGCUAAAGAGUAUCAUGAAAAGGCGUUUGACAUGAAUUCUGAAAUUGGCGAUAGAAGAGGAGAGGCAGCCCAUUACGGAAAGCUAGUUUAUGAUUUGCUUGAGGAGUCUGAAGUCACUAUUGUUCCUGACCGCACUUUGUACAAAGUUCCCUUCGCUGCCCUGAGUGCAAAGGAGGGAGCCGAAUACCUCUCUGAGACUCGUAGGAUCCGUGUCAUUCCUUCUUUGACGACACUCAAGAUCAUUCAUGACAGCCCUGAGGACUAUCACAGCAAUACUGGUGCCCUGAUAAUAGGCAAUCCCAAGGUUGAUUGGCUGCUGCCAUUGUCAGGUGCUAGAAAGGAAGCGGAGAUGGUCGGACGACUGGUGGGCGUUCCGCCCCUGGUAGAAGGGGAAGCAACAAUGGAGGCGUCCAAACACUAUCCCACCAAAAGAAGCUUAUAUGUUGAACAUGGCUGA